AUGAUGUUCAAGUUCUUGGACACGAGUUUCUUAAGCUUGAUGGUAACUAUCGUUACUCUUCAUGUUGAAAUGAAAAAAUAACUCUUUUUUUUGUUGAAGUGCUUGAAGAAUUGUUCAUCUUUUAAUUUUAAAUUUGUCUGCUAACUUUUGCUUUUCUAUUUGAACAUAAUUGACCUGGGGAAGCUCGUGCGAGAGAAGACACAGGAAAAAUUGACACCAAUGUGAAGAAGAAAGCUGCCCAUUUAAACCAUAUAGCUGCAGUAACUUAUUCUAGCUAUACUCUGUUUCUUCAAGACGUGGCCAGAUUCACAAUAUCUUUUACAGAUUUUCUAGAAAUGUAGAAAAGUUAUUGUGUAUGAGUCAGGACAAUGCUAGAAAUUUAUGUUAUUGUGAUGCCUUCAUAUGAAUAAUUUAGGAAGGUUUCUAAAUGCUAACAGAUUCUUAAAGACAAAGCCCAAUCUGACUUGAAAAGAGUAGCAGAUCAGCAUUGGAGUGAUGGAGCUUUGGAGGUACCUAUAUUUUCCUUUCGAUUUCUUCUUAUACUAUUCUUUCAAUAAUACUUGGGAUGGACUUAUGAUUUCAUGUAUUAUUCAUAUUUAAUGUGAUUUAUAUGCUUAACCUUGUAAGUUAUCUAAAAGCUUGUCUGUUUGUUAUUUUGAUGGCGUGGAUGAAAUGAACUGUUCCUUCAUCUGCAUAUUGCUUAGAGUGUUUAUUGAUAAGAGUCUGCUCUUUGAUUCUCUCCGAUCAUGUAAAAUGUUAGCGCUUGGAUAAUCGUACCUUUUAUUUUUACAUGGUUGAUGUCGAUUUUGCCUUGCAUAAACUAAAGUGUUGCUUAACAUGGCCAUUUACUCUUCUUUUCCCUCAAACAAAAUUUUUGUGCAACUUUUACAGAAUGUAAUUGUUGUUGAUAACUUUAAAUAAGAUAUUUCUGCUCUUUGUGACAAUAAUAUGCAUUCACACAAUUUUCAGGCUGUAAUUUAUGAAGUAAAAUAUAAGUUUUUUCAGUUUUAGUUCCCCUUAAAGCCUAAGUUAGGUAUGGACCCCAGAUUCCAAUAAUUAUCAAAAUUUAUCCGAAGUACUCUAACCUUGCCCAUUAAGUUUUAGGAUCCAGUAGGUUGAAUAGGAAGACCGGUGGUUAAACUCGUUUCAAGUAACCCAAUGCCAAAAUUUCCUGAAAAUGUUCAUCAGAAGAUCUGGUGGUCAUGUAACCUCUUCUCUGCACAUUAAAUACUCCCCAAUAUCCACAUAGCAUGGAUCCCAAUCCACGUGCCAACUGGUCUCCUCCCUAGGUGCAACCCACCCUUGCUGCAUUAGCUCUCGUUUCGUUACUAAUCUCUCCACUUUUCACUUUUUUAUGAUAGUAGUUGAAUCAGAUUUUGGGGGCAUACUGCCAUUUAAAUUUAUUGAUUUUCAUACGUGAAAUAUGAAAAUACUCUACGUUCCCCUAGCCAUGAGUUGGAGAAAAGUACCUAGUUUCCAUUUUCAUUAUGCAAAUAGAGUGAUUUUUUUCCAUGUUAUUUUGUUCAUUUUUCUUUGAUAUUUGGUUAUCAGGAUAUUAUUUUAGUCCUAGGACACAUGAUAAAAAUAACUUUAACUUAGUUUCGAAUUUAUUCCAAACAGAGUCUUCUAAAUGAGCUAUGUAGUGUACAGGUGUGGUUGCUAGAGACUGGUUGAUUUGUCAUUUCAAUGUGAUUUUCUUUACCUUGCCUUAUCCAUACAUAACAAGUAACGUAAUUAUUUUAGAGUAUGAGUUGAGUUAUAGAUUUCUCACACGAAUUAUCUGCUUUGUCGAACUCCAUAGUUACAUGAUAAUUGUAAUUGUGCCUCUGACAAACUAAGAGAUGAUUUUAUACCUCAUUUUAUUUCGUUUUUUUUGUUGCUGCUACUAUGUUUGGUACCUCUUAUAACUAGCUGGAAAUUUGAAGGGAUCAGUUAUAAUUUUCAAUUGCCUGAGUUUUAUACUGUUAGCUUAUUUUUCCAUCAGCGCUUAUGUUUGUAGAUAUUAUUUGUCCACAACAAUUUGAAUGUCCUCUCUUUCUCUCUCUAUCUUCCCCCUACUUCUCUGUAUUCACAGUCGCUAUAGAAUUAUGACAAUCAUAUCAGGGAUAUCCCAUUUAGUUGAUGAACCAACUAUCAUAUUCAUUAUUAUAGUCUCACAGAUGAAAGUAAUGCACUGCAAAGGAUUAAUUUUUUUGUGAGAGUAGUAAAUUUUAAAACUUCAUUGACGUUUCUACAGUUAGAUUUCCCCUUUUAGUUCGUUAUGGAUUUUAUCAGUGUUGGUUUAUUCCAGGCAGAUUUGCGACGUGUAGACUUCCUUGUUAAACGGCGUGCCAUGGAAGAUGCUUUUAUGGCAUUGAAGGUAGACUUGUGAACCUAGUUUGUUUCUAUAAUAUGCCAAGUUACUGCGAGGGACAAAUUCUGUGAGUUGCCUCAUAUAUGGGAGUCAUAUGAAAUUGAGGGAUCAUCUCUUUUUCUCUUUGAUAAAUUGAUAAACUUACUGCGCUGGGACAUGCACUUUUCGUUUUUUUAUCGUCAAUAAUUUUAAUUUCCCAGCUUGGAUAUCCUCAUUUUUUCAUGCAUUUCAUAAUGUGAUAGGAGGAAUGAAAUAGGGUUGUUUAUCUUGAAUACCGGUUGAAAUGAUCAUGAUUUUAUUUUUGGUAUACGUCUAUCAUUUGUUGAAGUAGCUCUCCUCUUCUUUCCAAAUUGAAUUAGCCAGUGAGUCAUAGGCCAGAUGUGCGCAUAUUAUUGCUCAUGUUACAUGAUUUUCUCAGCAAGAACAAUCAGCUUUAUUCCUAACAAACAGCUUUUUGUUGGAGUCAUCACUUUUAUGACUUGUGAUAAUAGAAUAUUGAUUUUUGAAUCUGUAGUUUUGCAUGUCCUUGAGUGCAGAUGAGCGAGCUUGUUCACUUUCAGUUUCUGCAUGCUCUUCUUACUCAUUUAAUAAACUAUUGUUCUUUGUUGGAGUUUUGCAGUUUGUCAGUGACAUUCAUGACAUGAUGGUGAACAAGAUGGAUCAGCAGUAUGUUUAUAUAUUUUUUAUUGUUUUAGUUAGACGACUAUUUUCUUCAAAUAAAAUAAAUUGUUUUGAUUCUUUAAUAUGAGAAUUGCUGGAAUGAUUCUGAUUUACUUAUCAAUUUUUAGGCAGAGGAAAGAGGAUACAUUAUCUGUUAAUGAAGUGACUGGGUUUAUAACCCUUGAAAGAAAUGGAAAAGCUACUGAUCUGUUUCCUGGAGAAGUUUCUACUAACCGCAUUACUGCUAUUCAGGUCAUUCUAUUAUUAAUGAUCCUAAACUUCAGAAGCUUAUCAUCUAUUCAUAAAACACUGAGAAUGAAUAUUAAAUAAAAAACAUUCAGGAUGUGUACUGGAGUAUGGCAUCUGCCUUGUCUGAAGCUGAUGGAAUUGACUACACAGAUCCUGAUGAGGUGUUGUUUCCGAACAUUAAAUUGGAAUUCUAAUGAUUUUGACAUUUUGUUCCUAAUCUCUAUACUGAUCAUAUUUUCUCUACUUUGCAAUCUCCACUUUUAGCUUGAAUUGCUAGUAGCAACGCUCAUAGACCUUGAUGCGAUGGAUGGUAAAAGUACUGUAUCACUGCUAGCUGAGUGUUCUAGCUCUCCUGAUGUUAAUACAAGGUAUCGCUUGUCAACUUGGACACGAUUUUUUUUGUUUGUUGGACAUAUAAAAAAUGUCUGUUUUCCUGUAGUUUUAUCAUGACAUCACGUAUUACUUAGAUUAUUAUAUAAUCAUAUGAUGUUAAAAUGGUGCCAUAGGGUGGGCCACUUAUGCACAUGGUGUGGAACAAGACAUUUGUAGACGUCAAUAUUUACUGUUUAUUCCUAAUUAUGAAUCUUCAUACUCUUUAAAUUAUUCUUGAGUGUCACAUUUUUUUCGCGCAGAAACUGUUUGCAGUGGUAUUGGUUUGUACAGUGCGGGUUUAAGGAUGGGAAGAAUAAAAUGAUUUUUAACCUGUGUCAUUUUAAUGACACCAAUGAAAUAUUCUGUCAACUCAAUUCAUUUGAUUUUAUUUUUUCUCUCACUUUGUUGCCUCCAAUUCAUUCAAAACGAAUGCAAUUACACAGUGAUGAUCACAAGCUCAAUUCACACAAUGGAAAUGUGAUGGAGCAGGAUGGUAUACUACUAUAUGAGACAGUGUCGUCACUGAAUGCUGUUAAUAAGCAUAGUUCCAUUAAAAAACCUUGAUUCAGAAAAAGACUUGAAUUUCUUUCGAGAAGAACGGGAAACAGAGAUUAGGGAAAAGGUUUUUGAGUUGUGGAGACCAAAUUAGUUCUACCACGAUAGGCAGAGGAUCUCUGGAAACUUCUAGGACCGAGUGUUUCUUCCUGACCCCCUAUACAACUGAGUUCCCUUAUUUUUAGCCCUCAGCCCUCCCCUUCACAUGUGGAUGCUUCCUUGAGUAUGUCUUGAUGGGAGGCUUAUCACAUGCAUCAUAUAUGGUAAUAUAUUUGAUAAUUAAUUUCAUAUUUUUGGGAAACUGAGGUCCUGCAUGCGGCUUCCUUACAUUCUGAAUGUCUUCUCCUUUUGAAAUUGAGCUUCAUUCACUAGCAUCUUAUUGGGAACGUAAAGGAUCACAUAUCUAAUGAAAGUGGUCUCAUCUUGUUGAGCAUAAUACAGAUUCAAUAUCAGGUACUUUAUUUAGUUUGAUUGACUUGGACAUCAAUGGGUAUUCUUUUUUCUCUCUUUCUAGAGUAGUCCGUUGAUUUUUCUUUCUAGCAAUACUUACCUAAUUACUCAUUUUCUCUAUACCCCGCAUCCUCAACUUUUAUUUCAUUAAUGAAAGACUUUAUGUAAAGCUCUUUACCCUCCAUUUUAAUCUUCUUUCACAUUCCUUCAGUUCUAAAACACCCAGAAUGUUCUCCAAGAAUCUGUCUAUUCCUGACUAUGCAACAGAAGACAUGUUGACUUCACUUCUUAAACCCAACCAAUUAGGAAGAUAGGGGAGCGGUCUGAACCAGGUCUUAGUGGUACCUAGGCAUAUGCUGUUUGAUAUUUCCCAGGAACCUAUCUAUUUUAUUUCUUGUGUUAAUAUGUUCCGAACUUUGUUUCGCUGAGUAUUUUACUUUCCAUCAUAACUCAUACCUUCCUCCACUGCCUGUGAGAUCUCCUUUUUCAACUUCCUACUUGUGAGGCCUUUAUUCCUCCCUUAGAGAUCUUACUCUAUAGCUCCUACAGUCCAUUCUAUUGUAUCCUUCUUGACUUUAGAAGCAGACGGAUCCUCUAUACUGAUCUCCUUGGACAUGAAACAAAGAGCUUAGAACCCUGAUUUUCGUUUUAUCAGAGGCAAACGAUAUCUAGGAGAUGACUGUGCAUAUUAGUUUUAUUUGGCUGCUCAAAUCUCUAAAAUGUGGGCUUUUCCUAGAGUUUUACUGCAAAGAGGGGCUAUGAACGUUUCAAAAAAUAUGAGGUUUUAGUUAUCAAUAAACAUUUGAUAUUUGUAGACAGUAAGUCAUGGACCUUUAGUUGUCAUACCAUUCUAUCCAGUAAUAGAACAAACAAUAAUGACUUGAUUGUUGAUUGUACGAGAAUUUAUAUGAAAGCAUUUUACUUUCUUCUCUUCAAUGGAAGUUUCUUUUUCCUAGAAUGCCUUCUCAUUUUCGGUCUAAUCUUCGUCUGAUAAUUGGAUGUUUUGGAAAUGAUACCCUGGGAUGGAUGGAAAACUAAAAAAAUUCCAUAUGCUCUGAGGACCAAAGGACUGUGUAGAUCACAAGAGAUGUGAAUCCGCUUCUCCAACACAUUGGUUGAGUGUCUGUUUAUUUUUGAGAGUCUACAACACAACACUGGAUAGUGUGUAGAAAUAUUUAUGUUACAUGUUUUAGUUAUUUCUACCUAACUAUCUCAAGUAGUGUUGACUCCAGCCCAAUCAUUUCUCUUAAGACUUAGAGUUUAAAUCCCUUUUAAACAAGAAAAUAAAAAAUAAAAUCUCUUUUUCCUUACCACCCUAUUUUUUGACUGGUCCAGAAAAAAAUGGAUUGCUAAAUUAAAGAUGAGAUAAAUAAGCAAUUAUAUGCAACAGAACCAUCAUUGUAUUUUUUUACAAUGUUGGAUACAAGAUGUUCCCUCUUUCCAUUUAUUACGAAUCCUUUUUCAGGAAUAUCACAAAUGGGAAUAAGCAUUUUUAUUUUCCCAUUUUCAUACUUCAUUUUAAAAUUUUCCUGGAAACUUGUCGAUUCUAUAUGGCUGUAGUGAAUAGUGGUGCGAAUCCUUGGAGGAUAUGCAAAGGAAAAACUCAACUUGGCAAAGGCCACAAAAUGAGGAAACUAUCUGACAACUAGGAAACCAACGAACUCAGAAACAAGCCGACAAACUAGGAAACGGUUCAACUAAGAACCAAACUUCUAAUUAUAUGUUCUUUCCCUCACCUCCCUUCAACUAUGAACAGCUAGGCAUUCUUCAUUCCCAGCUUGGAUACAAUAAUUUGAGUAGAUGCAUUAGGUGUACAAAUCAGUUGGCCAUGUGUAGAUGCAUUGGGCGUGCAGAUAAGUCCAUUCUUUAGCUUCUCCUUGAUGAAGUGUCUAUCAAUCUUGAUGUCAUUUGUUUGAUUUUGUUGUAUUGGGUUGUGAACUGUGCUAAUUCUAGACUUACUGCCAUCUCUCUUAAUCUUCAUGCCUUCUAAGAUCAUCUUCAACCAAAGUAGUUCAUGCAGUUUACCAUGCUACCACAUUCUAUUUUUUCUCCACAUCAUGAGAUUGCUACCAAUAAGGGUUUAAUAUCCAGAGGUUCAGCAUGUGUAUGCAUCAAGGAUUGGUCUAUUUUUCCUAAACAUGAUAUCUUGUAGCACUUGCUAAGUUGCUUGAAGAUGACCUUGUUUGGGCUGUCCAUGAAUUAGCUAAUCACACUGAAUGUAUAUACUAUUUUUGGUCACGAAUGAAACAGAUAAAGAAUCUUCCUACCAAGCGUUGAUACAUCUUCCCAUCUUCUGCAACAUCUUACUCUGCCUUUCCAAGUUUUAGUUUCGGAUCUAUUGGAGUACUUGCUAGUUUGGAUGCAGUUUUGUCUGUUUCUCUAAGAAGAUCAAUCAUAAACAUGCUUCUGUUGUGAGAUGAAGAUGCUUUGUCUUGAGUGAGUUCUUUUAAUCCCAAGAAAAUAUUUCAACCUUCUUAAUGCUUUGAUUUCAAACUCAGUCAAACACUGGCUCAGAUAUUUUGUCUUUAUCCUCAUUCUGAAUCAAUACUUCAUCAACAUAUACGAAGAGUCUGAAACUCUCCCUUAGGAUGUGUUUACUGAACAGUGUGUGAUCUCUUUAGCUUUGUUUGUACCCCAUGGGCAUUAACUCUUACAAAUCUACCAAACCAUACUUUGGGUGAUUUAUUAAGUCUAUAUAAGGCUUUGUUCAAUUGCACACUGUAUGAGCAGUUAAAUUAUUCUAUGACCUAACAGGACCUCUGUAUAAUGUUCUUCCUGGAAUUCAUUAUACGAGAAGUUUAGAAAUACUAGGGUUUACUGUGCAAAAAGGUAAUUUUAAUAUCAAACUACUACGACUCCCAAUCAUAGCUGCUAAUCACAACAAAAUCCUGCUAGCAUAUUAGCAGGCUUACCAAUUCCCAAGUUUUGUUCUUCUCUACCACCACCAUCUUCUCAUUCAUAGCUUAUUUCCAUUUCUUAUUAGAUAAAGCAUCAGAUAAGGUGGUACGUAUCGGAAUGAUGUUUAAAUUGACAAGGAAUGCACUAUGAGAUGAUGGAAAAUAUGUAAAAGAUGAGGUUUGCAAGGGGAUAUAAAGGUUGUUUUGUCCAUCCUCUAGUCCCUUUCCUAAUGUCUUUGGGAAAGUCCUAGUUAUUAUUACUCAUAUGUGAUUCAAUUACAGCUUGCAAUGGACUAGAAAUUGGUACCUUAUUCUUUGUAUAGGUUGGAUUCGCGGACUUGUGCAAAUUCAAGAACAAAUGUCUUCUUUCGUGAAAACACCUCUCCUUUGCCAAAUCCCACAAUUUCAAGGGCGGAGUUGGAAUUUUCUUUGGGAUUUUCUAGAGUGUCAAAUUUAGGAUUUGGCAUGGAGUCAAAUAUAGAUUUGGGAUCUGAUAUGGACUCUGAUAUAGGCUUAGACAGAGAAUGGUGGGAGACAUACGAAGUGACAACAGAUAAAGAACUUCUCCCGCUGAAGACAAGGUGGGGUAAAUUUAGACUAUUGUUCAUUGAAAUCUAUUGAAAUAUAUAAUUUCUUUAAUGGAGGGUGGUGGAACUUUUACGGUUUCUGAGUUGGAGAAUAGCCCACAAAGAUACAUUUAAUCCCCUGUGAUCUAAUUUCCCUAUAUGUUGAUCAUAAAUAAGAACAAAUGAUACACACCAAAAUCUCCUGGGGAUAAGAUUAUUUGUAAUUUCUAAGAUUCGAUAACAUAAUGACAAUGUUUUCAUCAGAUUGUUGAAUUGUCGGACUAGAAAGCAAACGCUUUAUGAGAUGAGUGACAGUCAGAACUGUUUCUCCCUAAAAAUAUUUAGGCACAUUAUUUGGAACAGAGAAGCUUGGGGGUUACCUCAAGAAGAUGACCAUCCCAUUCUCUAGCAUGUCCAAUAAUCCUCAUUAAGUUCACGUGAUUAAAUACUUAACGAUUAUGUUAAAGAACCACUAUUUCAUGUAAAUAUUGACCAAGCUUUUAGAUAGACACAAUGUUUGUGGACAAUAUAAGGAUAUGAAGAACAAUUUUUAAGAUAAUUAAAGAGUUGAGUUAAACAUUUUCUGCACCUAGAAGCCUCAGCUGCGGAUAUUUUUUCACUGCUCAGACAGGGAGAGUACGUGGAAAAGGGAUUUGAUGACUGGCCCAUAUGGUCGGUAGACACGUUUUGUGGAAAAUACUUGACCGCUAUUCCUUGGCUGCUCUCUUUUCUGUCUCCCCAUUAUUGACUCAGAGGUGUUCCAUGGAGCUUCCGACACCAUCCACAACUAUGAUGUGCCUUCUUACAAUCAGUGUGGCACAUGAUAACCUUAUGGUCACUACUCUGGGCCUUCAGUUAUCCAUAUUUUCGACUCCCAUUAACUUGUGCUCUCCCUACUUUUAUGGCUGAAUAACUGCUACCACUAGUCAACAUUGCUGAACUGUCCAUAUGUUACGACCCCACUGAUAGCAUACGUGUGAUGGAAAAAGAGGUCACAUGCGAAGCACUGAGGAGAAACUUCUGGAGACUUCCACAUAUCAGAAAGUUCAGAUGAGAAUGACAGAGGAAUAUAAACAGUGUUUUGAGGAAAAGAAUAAGGGACGGAAAGUUCCUUAUUCUUGUAGGGGAUCCUCUCAAAUCCCGUUCCUACCUUCUCUUUUCUGUUUUCCCUCUUUGGUAUUCCUGUAGGAACCGUCUCUUUGAUGUCCUAUCCAUACUACUCUGUUACGAGUUUGCUUGAUCAAUACAACCGGAUUUCUCACCUAAUUUGCCCCGAUCCGAUCCUUCUAAAGAGGAUUGUAUCACCAUACCACAAUUGUUCGAGCAUCAGGUUUCUUCUGCCUCACUCUCCUCAAAUCAGUGCUACCAUCUUAUUAAAGCAUGGAACCUCCUCUUUGCUGAGAAUCUGAGUUCUUGAUCAAAUUCUUUAUUAAUCCCAACAAUAAAAUCAUUGACUCUGUCUUGCUCAAUGAAAUCCUUAGGACAUUUGGUUUUAAUUACCCUAUAAUGGAAAGCUUUCAGCUGAUUUGCGAAUUCCGUAGUUGUUUUGCGUCCCUAUUUUGCAGCAAUUGUCUCUAUCUUUUCUUCAUAGAUUUGUGCUGCAUCUCUUGCUUUCGAAUAUUUAUGUUUGAUUGCAUCCCAUAUCCUAUGCAGUAGUCAAGAACAUGCAUGUGUCACUGAUCUCAGAGGUCAUAGGAAUCCCAUAACAUGUCAUAAUCAUGGAGUCUUCUUCAUCCCAUGCCUCAAACUGUGGAUUCCCUGAUUUUGGCCGUGCACCUAUGAAGAUGUCUGAUCAUCCCUGUCCCUUUUAGCACAGUGCGAACAAAUUGUGACCAUUUAAGGAAUUAUUUUGCCUUCCAAUCUCCAGAUUUCAGCAAAGCAUAGUAGCUUGAAUUCUUAGCAAGUCUCCAGAUUGUUGAAACUAUAGAACCCCUCAGACUGUUGUAGCAAUGGUCUCUACAGUUUCUGGCAUCUGUAGAAAAACUGACAGCUACCUUCAGUGACAGGAUUAAUGGUGUUGUUAAAGAAACAGACAAGGCUGAAAGCAUUGACGAUGAAAGCUGAUGAUAAAGAAAGGGGUUAUCAGCAAUCAAGGCUGAAAGGAUUCACAAUGUAGAUCGAUGAUCAAAAAAGGGUUUUUCAAGCAAGAGUAGGGAAUAUGAAGCUAUUGUGAGUGCGAGGAACACAAUUAAUGACAACGCUAGGCUGCUCUCUUACAUCCAACACAAAAGAGCAGAAGAAAAAAGGCAAUUAAUUCUGUCGUCGAGUAUCCCCCUCUGUAGUUGAGCACCCAGAAUGAUGGGAUCCUUCGAGUCAUGAACCAAGCGACCAUCGACUGAGCCCUAGACUAUGGCAGAAGGAAGCAAAGCCUAGAUUCUCUAGAAGACUCACUUCAAACUUGCUCUGAUAGCAUGUAGGGAACAGUGGCUCAAACCUUAGGAGGAUAUGUAGAGGAAAAUCUCAACUUGUAUUUCAUAUCAUAAAUGACUGUUAUAUACAAGUAACAGUGCCACAAGGCAAGAUAACCCUUGACAACUAGGAAACUGACAAACUACGAAAUGAUCUAACUAAGAACCAGACUCCUAAUCAGGCCUUCCAUUAGCUACUUCAGUUUUAACUGUGGUUCCUACUCUAGUAGCUCUGAGUAAAUCAAGUACAGGCAGUAAGAUAUGAAGGCUUCAUGUUCCUGCUCUUGCCUAUGCAGUAAGAUAUGUAAGUUCUAUUUCUCAAUCUUUCUUGCUCUUGCCUAUGCAAUCAAGUUUGAAAAAAGAUGAAAUUGUUUUCUGAAAACCAGAAUUGAUUCAUUGUUUUAUUUUUUUCUUAUUAGAUGGAGUAUUUGCAUUUGAAUGAAAAAUAUAUCCCUACUCUAUGACGUCAAUCCCAUGAGCUUCUUAUUCAAUUCAGUUCAAUCACUGUGGGAGCAAGUAAAAAUAGACUUUCAUACUGGUUGUAUCUUAAGAAUCACCGUUCUCUACGUCAGUCCAAAAUCCCAGUUUUCUGGAGUGACCACUGAUUAGCUCUUAUUGUUCCUUUGAACUGUGUUCCACUUGUGAUAUCAUUGACGUGCAUGUUUUUGUGCCGUAGGAAAGCCUUAGCGAAUGCCCUAGCAACUGCCCCCUCCAUGUGGACCCUUGGGAAUGCUGGCAUGGGUGCAUUAAAGGUCAGAUUAGUAAAAAUAUCUUUUUGAUCUCUUCAGAAGAAAUAUGCCAUAACCCUUGCUAUUUUUCUUUCUCCAGAGGUUGGCAGAAGACCGCAAUCCAGCUGUUGCAGCUGCUGCUUCUAAAGCUAUUGAUGAAUUGAGAAGACAGUGGGCUCUUGAAGAAGGCGAUAGUCUGCAGUUUAUGUUGAAUAAGGUUUUGCAGAAAGGGAAAGAGGAGAUUGAUGUCGACCCAGAAGAUGAUGAGCAAUAG
Spirodela intermedia is the source of this 11512-nucleotide messenger RNA. The record is from the annotation of a GenBank genome assembly. Lineage: Eukaryota; Viridiplantae; Streptophyta; Magnoliopsida; Alismatales; Araceae.